Messenger RNA from Metschnikowia bicuspidata var. bicuspidata NRRL YB-4993, 1455 nucleotides. RefSeq names its product Bfr1p (gene BFR1). Gene Ontology annotation, molecular function: mRNA binding. Gene Ontology annotation, cellular component: nuclear outer membrane-endoplasmic reticulum membrane network; endoplasmic reticulum; ribonucleoprotein complex. The coding region runs from base 1 to 1326 and encodes 441 amino acids. NCBI's taxonomy places the organism in Eukaryota, Fungi, Ascomycota, Pichiomycetes, Serinales, Metschnikowiaceae. The record is from RefSeq and is a predicted model, not a curated record. Gene Ontology annotation, biological process: intracellular mRNA localization. The transcript has a single exon.
AUGUCUACCACGCAAAAACCAAGACGCUUCAUCAAGCGUCCAGAUGACAAGGCCUUGAAAGAGCGCAUUGACGUCUUAAGAACAGAGAUUAAAACUUUGGAUCAGAAUAACGUAGAGAUCAAUGCUCAAAUUGAAAAGGCUGUCCUCGAUUCUGGAGUUGCAGAGAAAAAAAAAACCUUGCAAGCUAACUUGAAGGACAUUAUUGCAAAGCAAGGCAAAUUAAAGCAGGAAAGAAAUACCAUACAAGAGCAGAUCAAGAAUGUUGACGUAAACUUGAAGAGAAAAAUUGCUGAAAUUCAAAAGUUGACUGCGAAAAACAAUUUCAAGUCAACUUCUGAGAUCGAUGCUAGGAUCAAGUCUUUAGACGACUUGGUGGGGAGCGGCUCUUUAAUUUUGGCUGAGGAGAGAAAGUAUAUCAAGGAGAUGAGCUCUUUACGUAAGUUGCGUAAAGACUUUACUGAAGUAGAGAAGCAACAGGUCGCGAUUGACAAUGAUAAAGGAAAGAUUGCUGAAUUGAAGCAGAAAUUGGCCUCUGUUGGCAAUAAAGAAGUGCAAAAACAAUUUGAGGAGACUCAAAAAGAAUUAGAUGUUAUUUACGAUUCUAACAAGUCAUUGUACAACAAGAGAAGUGAGUUGAUUGCGAAGAGAAACGCUAACUCCAAAUCGAAAGACGAGAAGUACAACGAGAUUAGGACAUUGAAAGCAGAUUUUGACGCCGAGUUUGCGAAGUUCAAGGCCAACUUAGCCGCAGAACAAAAGAAGAGAGACGAGGAAACAAAGUCUGAGCGUGAGGCAGAAAAGAAAGCCAAGUUGAAGGAGAGAGCGGAAUCUAGAUUGGCGGAGGCUUCCGUUCCAGCUUUCUCAAAGGAGAUCAACGAGAUUGAGUCUUUAUUAUCAUACUUUGAUCCAAGUUAUGUCAAGCCACAAAGCAACGCAGUUGCAGAAGCUACCAAACCUACUUUGGAGUCUAGAAACAACAUCAGAUCGGUUGAAAUGCCCUCUGAUGUAAUUGUUUUGAAAAAAGAGCAACAAGUCUUUUUUGAGGGAUCUAAGUCCAAGAAGACCAAGAAGAAGACACAGAAGAAAAGAAAUUUCACAGUUGACUCCGAUGUGAUUCUUUCUUUGACCAAUUUGUCGAUCCCUUUGCCAACAACCACAGAUGAAGUCCCUUCAACAAUCAUUAUUUUGAAAGAAACCAUGUCGGCUUUGAGGGAUAAACAAGAGGAACAGACAAAGCUCAACAUAGAAAAAGCCAGGAAAGAAAUCGAGAAAUUAGAGGUGGUGUCUUCUGAUGAUGAGACAGAGCAAGAAAAUGAAGAUGCAUAAUUCUAUGUCUACCAGCAAGAUGUCAGUAUAUGGUCACUCAUCUAUAUAAACCUAUAUGUGAAUUAUAUACCCAAAUCCGAUAGAAAAAAAAUGCAAUUUUGAUUGCCAAUAAAAAAGAGACUUUAAAGG